Messenger RNA from Drosophila hydei, 1262 nucleotides. RefSeq lists its product as uncharacterized. The record is from RefSeq and is a predicted model, not a curated record. Lineage: Eukaryota; Metazoa; Arthropoda; Insecta; Diptera; Drosophilidae. Bases 111 to 359 code for a protein of 82 amino acids. The transcript has 2 exons.
CGCAGACACACAGAUUGAGCGUGUCAGCAACAACGUCCAUAUCGAAUCUAGAUUCUGGGUGCGUGCUAAACGGUGGUCAGACAGCGACGUGUUAGCUUAAGACGAAGAAGAUGCUGCUGCGCUCUGGACUCCUGUGGCGGCUGGCCGUGUUCGGUCUGCUCUGGGGCCUGCUGAUGCUGUCCCUGCUGCAGAGCAGUGCAGCACGCGUGAUUUACUUUAAUGCGCUGAACAGCAAUCAGAGCAUGGAAGCGGAGCAGAACGUCACGCUGGGCAAGGGCAUGCUGUUCGAGUCACGACGCGUCGGCUGCAGGCGUGGAUACAUGUAUGAUCACCAUAACCGCUGUCGCCGGAUUGUGUAGCGACCUUUGGACGGGGCUCGUUACCUUAUCGCUUAUCCAACACUCAUUAGCGUUUAACAAUUAUAUUAUGUUUGUACAACAAAAAAAGGAAAGAAGAACGACGUCACAAGACUACAGUCAUGAUGAAAUUACGAGAAAUUUCACGAAUAGCGAACUGCGAACAGCGCCAGACACUCUAUAGAUACCAGUGCAGAUACUAAAUACACAACUACAAGAUAGAAACUUUUCUUAGAUAAAGGAACCGUGCAGCGCUGACUCAACCGCUUGCUUUCAAAUCGAUAUUAGAGAAUUUGCUGCCAUUGUCACAUUUUUCGGAAUUUUCGGAACAUGCUGUCAUAGCAGCUGCUCUGUGACGUAGCCAUGAGCCAUGAGCCAUGAGGCCAUGAGGCGACGACUGCAGUUGAUUACAUCGAUUAUGGCAUAGCGACUCAUUCUGUUAACGGAACACUUCUACAGCCCACAAUCUGUGCCCAAGAAAUCCCCAAAGUCUGUCAGCGGUGAUCCCCUCUAAAUAUCUUAAUUCGAUCACGCUGCCUGGCACAUGUGUGUGUUUAUAUGGAAAACAUAUCUUCAAUUACUGAUUACUACUCAACCAGCUUUCUGUUGCCUUGUUAGGCGAUCAAAAAUAUAAACAAGAUUAUUUAAUCUGGCUGACAGUAUCCGUCAAAGGCAUACCCUCUAUAUCAUAUCUGUUAAGCGAUUGUCUAUCUAUACAAUAGCUAUCAGAUCGAUAUUUAUCGAUAAGCAGCAGCCACGCACAAUACUAAAUUUAAUUUGAUAGAAUUUUCUUUACAUCGUAUAUACCUUUCCUUAAAUAGAUUAUAAUAUAUAGCCCCUUUCCUUAGGCAGCUAUUCCUUUUGCCCAAUUAAACUAAGGCACCUAAACUUGACUUGUUAUAGCGA